Molecule: messenger RNA, 300 nt
Organism: Rangifer tarandus platyrhynchus (Svalbard reindeer)
Lineage: Eukaryota; Metazoa; Chordata; Mammalia; Artiodactyla; Cervidae
Source: the annotation of a GenBank genome assembly
AUGCUUACUACGGAGCCGGGAGGAGGAGCCCGGAGUCGGCUCGCCGAGUGCGGCUGCGCGAGCCCCGCCGACGGCGCCCCCGGCCGGCCCGGACCCCGCGUCCCCGCCCCGCGCCAGCCGCCUGCCGCCCCGCGGGUCUUUCCCCGGAGCGCCGGGCGGCCGAGUAACCCCACCUCGCCGCAACCCGGGACGCCCACCGCCCUCCCGGGCUCCGGGCUCUCUUCCGAGGCCCGCCUGCGCCCGAGUCGUCGUAGCCGCCGCGGCGGCCGGGCUGCUGGCGACACUAGGGACAUGAGUUAA